UUCAGUUUCAGUUGAAAGCCGCGGCCAAGUCAAGGAGACAAGGUGGAGGCGACCAAGCAGCAUACACGAGGAAUCGCCGAUCCGACCAUGGACGCCAACCGGCGGCCCGACCCUGCCGCCGGCGUUGAGCCGCCCUCCACUGCCACCGGAGGCGAUUGGCACCAGCCCGAGGCACGCAGCAGGAUCGUCAAUAAGAUAACGGAAGCUCUAAAGAAGCGUCUCCCAGUAUCUGCGCCGGAGGAGCUGAACCAACUUCGAGAGAUCGCUGUGCGAUACGAAAAGAGGAUCUAUACUCAAGCAACCAAUCAGGCUGAUUAUUUGCGGAAGAUUUCUCUGAAAAUUCUCUUUAUGGAGAUGAAGACACAACAGGCUCCAAGAAAUGCUAAAGUCAUUCCUGAACGAAACAAAUCCAGUAAGGAAUCACCGAUCCGCACAAUUGAUGGACCCACCGGUUCGGAACCCGCCGCUGGCGGCGGCAUUAACCUACCCCCCACCGGAGGCGAUUGGCGUGCCCAGCUUCAGCCCGAGGCUCGCAGCAGGAUCGUCGAUAAGAUGUAUGUGUGGGCUCUAAUUGGUUUGAUUUGA
Molecule: messenger RNA, 585 nt
Organism: Triticum dicoccoides
Lineage: Eukaryota; Viridiplantae; Streptophyta; Magnoliopsida; Poales; Poaceae
Product: mediator of RNA polymerase II transcription subunit 15a-like
Exons: 4
Coding region: 88-585 (165 amino acids)
Biological process (GO): regulation of DNA-templated transcription
Molecular function (GO): transcription coactivator activity; chromatin DNA binding
Source: RefSeq, a predicted model, not a curated record